AUGAGCUUCAAGUUCAACUUUGAUGUCGACGAAAUUGACGACGAUUUACCCGAAAUCUGUACAAUGUCGCAUGAAGAGAACAGAGAGACCAACGACGGAAAGUCGUCUCAAAAGCAGCUGAAAGAAAUAUCUAUUCAAUACCUCUUCAGCUGGACUCAUUACCGUCUCAAAUUUCUUGCUCGCCCAUUCAAGUACCUCUCUCAUCUGGCGAAAUACGUUUUAUCGCGCGAAGAGAUCUCUUUGACGCGAGGUUCCAGCUGA
Messenger RNA from Marasmius oreades (fairy-ring Marasmius), 261 nucleotides. RefSeq lists its product as uncharacterized. NCBI's taxonomy places the organism in Eukaryota, Fungi, Basidiomycota, Agaricomycetes, Agaricales, Marasmiaceae. The transcript has 2 exons. The record is from RefSeq and is a predicted model, not a curated record. The coding region runs from base 1 to 261 and encodes 86 amino acids.